AUGGCUGUUCCGGAGAGAACCAAGAACUUGAGAGGAACCAAAAUCUUCCUCAACAAGGACUUCUCUGAAGCUGUGUGCAAGAGUCUGAAAAAACCUUGCCCACCUAUGAAAGCUGCCAGAGAGCGUGCGGACAUUGCAUACAUCCGGUACAACAAGUUCAUUGUCCACCUUCCCUCCCAAAAGCCUGGGAGGAGUGAGAGAGCCAAGGUUCCUGCUCUACAGGGUGGCCAGUCGGGGUCAGUAGGAGAGGAGCACCAUGGGAGCAUGGGGGGCGGGGUGAGGGAGAGGAGGGCCACAGGAGGAAACUCCUACUGGGCUUAUUCCGGGACACACAGUCCUGGGGUCUGGGCCUCCUCAUACCCUGAGUGUGCGGAGAGGAACCAAUCACCAGUGGACAUCUCAGACAAGGAUGCCAAGGUGUCUCAGGAGUGCCAGGAGCUGACCCUCAACGGGUUCAACGCCGAGUCAUCCAACAAGACCUCCAUGAAGAACACAGGAAAGACAGUGGCUGUUCUGCUGAAGGAUGACUAUUUUGUACGGGGGGCAGGACUACCUGGACGCUUCAAGGCGGAGAAGAUAGAGUUCCACUGGGGUCAGAGUAACGGAUCAGCAGGGUCGGAACACAGCAUCAACAGCAGGAGGUUCCCCGUGGAGAUGCAGAUAUACCUGUACAACUCAGAUGACUUUGACAGUCUCAGUGCGGCCAUCAAGGAGAAGCGCAUCAUUGCUGCGAUGGCUGUGUUUUUUGAGGUGGGGCGGCGAGUCAAUCCAGCCGUAGAGCCCAUCAUCCAGGGACUGAAACGGGUCGUACACCACGAGAAGGAGACAUUCCUGAGUUCAUUCGUCCUGAGGGAUCUGCUACCAUCAUCGUUGGGGAGUUACUACCGAUACACAGGCUCUCUCACCAUCCCGCCCUGCAGCAAGGUGGUCGAGUGGAUCAUCUUAUCCAGACCCCUUUUCCUCUCCCACUCACAGCUGGAGGCGUUCUACUCCAUCUUCACCACGGAGCAGCAGGACCAUGUGAAGUCGGUAGAAUACCUGAGAAACAACUACAGACCCCUCCAGGACCUGGAUAACCGGGAGGUGUUGAAGUCUGCUGUUAAAGAUGCCUGGCAGAGGGACCUGACCGACAACCUGGGACUGGGUACAGAUGGCACCACAGACGCAUCCAGAGUCUGCAGCAGUGCCCCGGUCAACAUGAAGAUCCAGCCACUGAACGGCACUGCCCUGGUGGUGAGCUGGCAGCGCCCGCUAGUAGUUUACCACCCGCCUAUCACCAGCUUCAUGGUCUCCUACAGCUGGGUGAAGAGUGAUGUGGCCUACGAGAAGACCUUCACCAAGACUGGGGACCAGAACAUGAAGGCGGUGAUAACCCACGUGUCUUCAGACAUCCUGUAUCUGUUCAGAGUCCAGGCGGUGUGCCAGAGAGACCUACGCAGUGACUUCAGCCAGACACUGCUCUUCAGAGCUAACACCACCAGGAUAUUUGAGGGAACACGGAUAGUGAAAACUGGAAUGCCCACUGUCUCCCCAGCCUCCUCGGCAGACAUGGCUCCCAUAAGCUCCGGAUCCUCUACCUGGACCUCCUCUGGCCUCCCCUUCUCCUUCGUCUCUAUGGCUACAGGGGGCAUGGGCCCCUCGUCCAGCGGCAGUCAGGCCACGGUAGCAUCGGUGGUAACCAGCACCCUUCUGGCCGGCCUGGGCUUCAGCGGAGGGGUCAUCUCCUCCCUGCCUGGCUCUCUCUGGCCCACCCAGGCCCCUGCAGCCAGCCCUGGGUCUAACCCCGGCCCGGGUCCCAGCCGCCAGCCUGCCCAGCCCCAGGCCUCCACCGAGCCCCCCACAGCCCCUCAGGGUGGUUCUGACACGGACACCCCCACAGAGGAGGAGGCGGCGGGGGUGGACAGGGAGAACGAGGCGGAGGAGGGAGAGGGAGAGGAGGAUGAAGGGGAAGACGACAAGAGGAGGAAGAAGAAUAACAAGACAACGCCUGAUGAGGUGGAGAUGCAUCUAAAUGACAGUGUGGUCAAAGAGCCCAUUUCCGCCCUCACCCCCACAGCCACAGCCAAAGAGAAAGGACAGGGGCAGGGAGAGCCUGUUGCUAACAGCACCACAGUGCCAAUAAGUGGAGGGGAGGACCAACUGGUCAGAGUUGACAGUAACACAGGGCCCACUGUGGAGCCAAAGAACGACACAGCAGAGAGAGAGAUACAGAUUCCCCAGAGCCCAACAAGCUCCCCAAAGACUAGCGGGGAAGAGAAGAGCCUUUGGCCUUUCUCUGUCCACACUGACAGGACCAGUGUGUCCAACAUGACCCGCAGCCCUCACCCCGGGGUGGGCAGGAUGGAGUGGAUCGUCCCCCUGGUGGUGGUCUCUGCGCUCACUCUGCUCUGCCUCAUCAUGCUACUGGCUGUCCUGGUCUACUGGAGGAGGUUUUUCCAGACAGCUCACUUCUAUGUGGAGGACAGUAGUUCUCCCAGGGUGGUGGCCAAUGAGAACAUCCCCGUCAUCCCCAUCCCAGAUGACAUGGACGCCAUCCCCGUCAGGCAGUUAAUCAAACACAUCAUGGAGCUCUACUCCAACAACCUGCACGGCUUCUCUGAGGAGUUUGAGGAGGUCCAACGCUGUACGGUGGACCUGAAGAUCACAGCAGAACAUUCCAAUCACCCUGACAACAAGCACAAAAACAGAUACAUCAACAUCGUGGCCUAUGAUCACAGUAGGGUGAAGUUACGACCCUUGACUGGAAAAGAUGCCAAACACAGUGACUUCAUCAACGCUAACUAUGUAGAUGGUUACAACAGUCCCAAGGCCUACAUCGCGGCCCAGGGCCCUCUCAAGUCCACUUUCGAGGACUUCUGGAGGAUGGUGUGGGAACAGAACACUGGUAUCAUCGUCAUGAUCACUAACCUGGUAGAGAAAGGAAGGAGGAAAUGUGACCAGUACUGGCCCACAGAGAGCACUGAGGAGUAUGGCAACAUUGUGGUCACUCUGAAGAGUACUAACGUUCAUGCCUGCUACACACUGAGACGAUUCCUUAUACGGAACACCAAAGUCAAAAAGGGUCAGAAGGGCAACCCAAAGGGGCGUCAGAACGAGCGGAUGGUGAUCCAGUAUCACUACACCCAGUGGCCUGACAUGGGCGUGCCGGAGUACACCCUACCUGUCCUCACUUUCAUAGGGCGCUCCUCUGCAGCACGUACACCGGACAUGGGCCCCGUCCUAGUCCACUGCAGUGCUGGAGUCGGGCGGACAGGGACAUACAUCGUCAUCGACAGCAUGCUGCAGCAGAUCAAAGACAAGAGCAUAGUCAACGUCUGGGGCUUUCUCAAACACAUCCGCACGCAACGCAACUACCUGGUUCAGACAGAGGAGCAGUACGUGUUCAUCCAUGAUGCCCUGAUGGAGGCCAUCCUGGGCAGUGAGACAGAGGUACCCGCUUGUCAGCUCCAUGGUUACGUCAACAGCAUCCUCACCCCUGGCCUGGGGGGCCGCACGCGCCUCGACAAGCAGUUCAGACUGCUGACCCAGUGUAACACCCACUUCAUAGAGUGCUUCAGCGCCCAGAAAGAAUGCAACAAGGAGAAGAACCGCAACUCCUCAGUGGUUCCAUCGGAACGAGCUCGAGUAGGACUGGCCCCUCUCCUUGGAAUGAAAGGCACAGACUACAUCAAUGCCUCCUACAUAAUGGGUUACUACAGGAGUAAUGAGUUCAUCAUUACCCAGCAUCCUUUGCCCCACACCACCACAGACUUCUGGAGAAUGAUCUGGGACCACAACGCCCAGAUCAUCGUCAUGCUUGCUGACAACCACGGUUUGGCUGAGGAUGAGUUUGUGUACUGGCCAAGCAGAGAGGAGGCGAUGAACUGCCUAGCCUUCACCGUCACCCUGAUCAGCAAGGACAGAUUGUGUCUCUCCAACGAAGAACAGAUCAUCAUCCACGAUUUUAUACUGGAGGCCACGCAGGAUGACUAUGUCCUGGAGGUAAGACAUUUCCAGUGCCCUAAAUGGCCGAACCCAGAUGCUCCUCUCAGCAGCACCUUCGAGCUCAUCAACGUCAUCAAAGAGGAGGCAAUGACACGAGACGGACCCACCAUCAUACACGAUGAGUUUGGGGCAGUGUCUGCGGGGACUCUGUGUGCCCUCACCACCCUGUCUCAGCAGCUGGAGAGUGAAGGGGCUGUGGAUGUCUAUCAGGUGGCUAAGAUGAUCAACCUCAUGAGGCCAGGAGUCUUCACAGACGUUGAGCACUAUCAGUACCUGUACAAGGCCAUGCUGAGCCUGGUGAGCAGCAGAGAUAGUGGGAUGUGCCCCCUCUACAUGGACACUAAUGGAGUGGUUGUCAUAAUGGACGAAUCAGACCCUGCAGAGAGCAUGGAGUCGCUGGUCUGA
Molecule: messenger RNA, 4389 nt
Organism: Salvelinus namaycush (lake trout)
Lineage: Eukaryota; Metazoa; Chordata; Actinopteri; Salmoniformes; Salmonidae
Product: receptor-type tyrosine-protein phosphatase gamma-like
Exons: 28
Coding region: 1-4389 (1462 amino acids)
Biological process (GO): protein dephosphorylation
Molecular function (GO): protein binding; protein tyrosine phosphatase activity
Source: RefSeq, a predicted model, not a curated record